Messenger RNA from Meleagris gallopavo (turkey), 1308 nucleotides. NCBI's taxonomy places the organism in Eukaryota, Metazoa, Chordata, Aves, Galliformes, Phasianidae. The record is from RefSeq and is a predicted model, not a curated record.
CCACCGCCCCUUGGCUCCACCAAUCAUCGCUCUCGCCGUCCUUUCGGCUCCUCCCACCCCCUCUCGGCUCCGCUCGGCUCUCCUCAUGUUCCCUCCCGUCUAUCCCCGCCCAUCGCCCUUCAGUUCCACCAAUCACCGUUCCCCUCCUCUCGGCUCCACCAAUCAACGCUCUCCUCCGCUCGGCUCCUCCCGCCACCCUUCGGCUCCUCCCGCCACCGCCCCCCAUCACCAUUGGCACCAGCAUGGCAGCCCUGCGCAGCGUCAAGGGAAUGGUGGCUCUUGUGACCGGCGGAGCCUCAGGGCUGGGCCGGGCAACGGCGGAGCGUUUGGUGGAGCAAGGAGCCCGAGUUGUCCUCCUUGACCUGCCCAGCUCGCAGGGAGCACAGCUGGCAGCAGAGCUGGGUGAACGUUGCGCCUUUGCCCCCGCUAACGUGACAUCGACUGAGGAGGUGGAGGCUGCCCUGGAAUUGACCAAGAAGACUUUUGGGAAGUUGGAGCUGACGGUGAACUGCGCCGGGGUGGGAAUCGCUAUCAAGACCUACAAUGCCAAGAAGGACAAAGUGCACGAGCUGGAGGAUUUCCAGCGGGUCGUUAAUGUUAACCUCGUUGGGACCUUCAACGUUAUCCGCCUCAGCGCUCGCCUAAUGAGCCAAAACGCACCCGACCCCGACGGCCACCGGGGUCUGGUGGUGAACACGGCCAGCGUGGCAGCCUUUGAGGGGCAGGUGGGCCAGGCAGCCUACUCGGCCUCUAAAGGUGGCAUUGUGGGCAUGACGCUGCCCAUUGCCCGCGAUCUGGCACCGCUGGGGAUCCGCGUGGUCACCAUCGCCCCAGGGCUUUUCUCCACCCCACUGCUGGCCGGACUGCCCGAGAAGGUGCGGAACUUUUUAGGGCAGCAGGUUCCUUUCCCAUCUCGGUUGGGGAACCCUGCCGAAUACGCCCACCUGGUGCAGGCCUUGGCUGAGAACCCCAUGAUCAACGGGGAGGUGGUGAGGCUGGACGGGGCUCUCCGGAUGCAGCCCUAAAUGGGGGAACACGGCGUGGGGGUGGCCACGAUGAUGGGACGUGAAGCAGAGGCACCAUGGGGACACCCCAAAAUGGGGGCACCAUGGGGACACGGACCUACCCUUCUUUAUGGGGAACACGUGGGGAGCUGAACCAGGAUUGCCUGUGUUGGGGACCCAGUAGGGACCUGGUCCGAGGUCACCUGGGUCUGGGGACCCAAUGGAACCCGUCCGUGGCUGGGGACUGACCUUGUGGGCCCCCCUCUUUUGUGGGCCCCCCUCUUUUGUGGACCCACCUGGGACU